Molecule: messenger RNA, 1032 nt
Organism: Antechinus flavipes (yellow-footed antechinus)
Lineage: Eukaryota; Metazoa; Chordata; Mammalia; Dasyuromorphia; Dasyuridae
Product: olfactory receptor 51A4-like
Exons: 3
Coding region: 1-1032 (343 amino acids)
Biological process (GO): G protein-coupled receptor signaling pathway
Cellular component (GO): membrane
Molecular function (GO): G protein-coupled receptor activity; olfactory receptor activity
Source: RefSeq, a predicted model, not a curated record
AUGGAAGGAACAUCAAGGGAAUAUGAAGAUGGCAUAGGAUUUACGCUAUCUCACAAAAAUCAUCACACAGAAAACCUGGCUUUGGGGAUGAUAUUCAACAGUAGUUACUUCACUCCAGAGACCUUCUUCCUCACAGGCCUCCCUGGACUGGAGGCUGUCUACCCCUGGCUCGCCAUCCCCUUUGGCUCCAUGUACUUUGUGGCCCUUGUUGGCAACAGCCUGAUUCUAGUAGUGAUCCAUGGCAAUCCAUCCCUCCAUCAGCCUAUGUAUUUGUUCCUGGGUAUGCUGGCCUUCUCUGAGCUUGGAGUCUCCGCCUCCACACUACCCACUGUGAUGAGCAUCUUUCUCUUUAAUGCCAAUGAGAUCAGCUUCAAUGCCUGCUUGUUCCAGAUGUUCUCCAUCCACUCCUUCUCUAUCAUGGAGUCAGCCGUCUUGCUCGCCAUGUCUGUAGAUCGAUUUAUAGCCAUCUACAGCCCACUGCGCUAUACAGCCAUCCUAACUCUGCCCCGCAUUGCCCGCACGGGAGUUGCCAUUGCACUAAAGAGUGUGGUGGUCAUGUUUCCACUGCCAUUCCUCCUGAAGCGCCUGCCCUUCUGCGGUCACAAUACCCUAUCCCAUUCCUACUGCCUCCAUUCAGACCUGAUCCAGUUGCCUUGUGGGAAUACACGCCCCAAUAGCAUUCUCGGGCUAUGUAUUGUCACCUCCACUUUUGGACUGGACUCAUUGCUGAUUGUCAUUUCUUAUGUUCUGAUCCUCCAUACAGUGCUGGGCAUUGCCUCUGGGGAAGGUAGGCGCAAGGCUCUCAACACAUGUGUGUCGCACAUAUGUGCUGUGCUUGUGUACUAUGUGCCCAUGAUUGGGGUAGCUAUGGUCCAUCGCUUUGUGAAACAUGCUGCUCCUGCUGUCCGUCUCCUCCUGGCCAAUGUCUAUCUCCUGGUCCCCCCUGUAGUCAACCCAAUUGUCUACAGCAUCAAGACCAAGCAGAUCCGUCAUGGAUUGGUCCAGAUCCUGCUCCAGAAAAAAUGUUCAUGA